Molecule: messenger RNA, 36599 nt
Organism: Pelobates cultripes (western spadefoot toad)
Lineage: Eukaryota; Metazoa; Chordata; Amphibia; Anura; Pelobatidae
Source: the annotation of a GenBank genome assembly
CUUUGAAAGUGCAGGGAUUCCGAGCUUAGAAUGUUAGUGAAGGCAGAAAGCAGGGACACUGGAACAAUUUAGUGUGCGUGAUCUUUACUCCACAUCUAUAUAGAGGCGACUCUCAUUUGAGAUAAGGACUGUGCUAAGGCAGUGGGUCUGCCACCAACACAGGAACUUUAGUUGUGAAUCUGGAUACUUUUUGUUCAUUGAUCUGGUUACUGGAGAAUUUCCCGAGAUCACCUUCAAAAACAUCGCUGCCCGAUACAUUCCUCUUUACACCCGAUUCAAGCCUACCAGAUGUGUAUCAUCGCGAUCCAUAUAGAGUGAUCCAGGAACGGGGAUUUGUACAAUACAUCACUGGCGGGACAGCAAGCUGCGGGUAACUAUACCAUUCAUGGAUUGUAUGUGCUAAUGUCACCGAAACUAACACUUGCUACAAAGGUUGUAUGGCUGAGUGCUUUCUCCUGCAUGUUAUGCAAUGGGUUCGGGGUCACCAGGCUCACAUACAGGAAAUCAUACAUUGAUAUUCUGACCAGGAUACUGUAGAGGGGUUAUUCACUAAACUGUGAAUCGAACAUUGAGUUGUUCAUUUUUCCAAGUGCAUGAAUUAUAUAGUCUAUAACCUGCUAUAACGGAUUCAAUUGACUGUUUAGUGAAUACACUUUUCCUUUAUUUUAGAUUAUUGCCCAAAUCUCAUUAUAUUGUCAUUGCGACUUAAUAAUAAAAUGAUUCUAUCUAUCUAUCUAUCUAUCUAUGUUUAUGUCUUGUGUAUUUUGUUUAUAGUUAGAUGAAUUGUGCAGCUAUAUGUACACAAUAUGAAAAUAUGGAUGUGUGUGUGUGUGUGUGUGUGUGUACACACAUGCAUGUAUGAAAAAAGGAAGACAAUCAGUUGACACAAUGUAUGACUGGACAUAUAUUAUAUUACACAGCAACAUUAAUUGUGCAAUGACAUAGUAGUAUAAUAAUUUAUUCUAUAAUCCUAUGUAUACUGAAUAAUGUCCUGCAUAGAUCCUGGUUGAGAAAUGACAGCUGCUAGAUGUAAUAAUGUAUAUAAAUAGAACUGAGUUCCAGGGUUGAUCAUUGUAAUGACAUCAGUUCUAACGAGUAUUUAAAAUCCAAAUACACAUACUUCCUAAAUAUGACUCAAUGACCACAAUGGUUAUGAAAAUUAUCAGCACAGUAUGUUUUAUUAGCAACUAUUAGGUGAUGCAGUAAAUGGAAAAUAACAGUAUCAUAAUAACAGUGUGCUUUAAUUUAUUGAGAUGAAACUGAACUCUGUGUUCCAGAUGAAAUGUUGUUUUGAAAUGUGAUCUUUUUUUGGCUGUGUUUACUACUAUUAGGGCAGUGUCAGUAUGGAGUCCUUGUGUUUAUUCUAUCUUUGGAUAGAGCAUCAUGAGUGCAGACAUCAUGGGAACAAGCAAUGACCUAGGAAUUUAGACUCUGGGAAACAGAGAGGCAUUGCCAGCGACAUUCAGAAUAGCAAUUGGCAUCCUCUUUGUGCAUAAUACAUCAAAAUUGGCUUCUAAAAAAAAAAAACCACGCUUUUUUUUUCACUUUGGACCAAAAUUAAUUAAUAUGAGAAACAGCCGAUUAUCUGACAUUAACUGACAGUGAUAAGUAGGGAGGCUUUGAACGAAUGAAAACGUCUAAGCUAAUAUAAAGAAACUCAUUUUCAAUAUGAUGAAUUGCUGCAUCAUAAAUGUGCCCAUAAUAUUUAUAUUUAAACUGUUUGGAUUAAUGCUAACGCUAUGACUGUAAGGAAUGUGGAAGAUGGACACAUGACACAGAGUAAUUAAAUCUGUCAUAUCCUUGCCCAGUGUUUUGGAAAUUGAGCUUUAAUGGUGUUCAUUAAGUAGUGUUUCUAGUUUCAUCUAACUAUGCUUGAAUGAAUCAAAACAUAAUUUUCUUUCAUAGAGCAACCUUGACGUGUAUGUAGCUCAUCUCAAUAUAUGCUAUGGUACCCUAACAGGCUUAUGUACUGUGUGGCAUGCUCAGUUGAUAUGUGUGCAUUGCUGCACAGACAGGCAUGCUGAGCAGGUUUUGUUGUGAUUGUUGGUUUAUUUUUAAAUGUGUUGGUCAUUGGAAGAACAGUUUUUGUGCAAAACACCAGAACCCAGUAUGUUUGAGCAGUGAAGCGAAUCAUGGUUUACUUACUGAUCCCAGGACACAUUGGUUUUAGGUUGACUGCUCCUUUAAUAAUGUAUAGCUUUGCAUAAUGUAUGUGAAAUACAGUGAUGUGGAAUGAUGCCAUUUUGCAACUAAAAAGUCAGUCUUGGCACUUUCCUAUGAAAUCCUGUCACUGCGUUCCAUUUUUUCACUAAAAAUGAUGGCAGGCGGUUCUAUGACCAGAAUGCAAUGGUGAACUUUAACGGACAAGUGCCAAAGUGUUUUAUAAAAGCAGCAUGUUUUUUUUUCAAAGCACACAGUUAUAAAUAUUUAUGUAGUCAUCUCUUAUAGCGCAGUUAUAAAUGAUUAUUACAAAAGGGCCAGGCUGACUCAAGAUCUCAAAAUUUUGAUGAAAAGCAUCCCCAUAGGUAUUUUCUGAGACUACACUGCAUUUUCUCAUGGUCCUCAUAUAGUUACUCCUGGGUGGAUAUUGUCACUUAUUUUUAUUGCAUUUCUAUCAAGUGAAACGGGAAGCGCAUUGAGAGUCUGUAUUGUGAUUGCGCAAUUAGCAUCCAUUCAUUAGUGUGGAUUCACAAAACCUGUUCAUGUGCUAGUUGCCUCUACAUCCUGCUGAAAGUGAGGCUCAAGGAUUGUCACGAGUGCAUGGAUCACAGAUCAUGUAACCAACUAUAGAGAUAAUGCUUUAUUAGAUACAUGAUUGUGGUUUGAUAACUGGCGAACUGUUUGAGAGUAAAUUGGUUGUAGCUAAAUUUUACUGUAGAGUUGAGGUCCCCUUAAAGUUGCAUUAAUGUUUACCUGAGUCGCAAUUACGGUAAUGAGUAGUACAAUAUUAGAAAAAUAAUCGGCAAAUAAUGUUCCAAAAACAAAAUAUAGUGGUGGUGUUAUGGAAUGUUAUAUGUGUUACAUAUGUUUUCAAUAACACAAUCUUUACAGAUAAAAAAAAAUCCUAUUCGACUUGCCCUGUCCAUAAGUUCAGUUCAUGCCAAACAUUCCAGGCUAAAUUCCUCAGCAGAAGAUCUCCUUGGUAAGUAAAUCCCUUAGCGUGUAAGAAUUCAUGGUGGACCUUCCUUUAGCAGUGGUUCCCAAACCCGUCUUCUCACCCCCUACCAAUCCAGAAAUUAGGAAUUACCCAGGUGUUACCCAGGUGUUUUAGAAAAAUAAAAUACAUUAGACACAACUUGGUAAUCCCUAAAUUCUUAACUGGUGUUGGUGGGGCGAGGACUGGUUUGGGAACUGCAACGGUAUUUGAUGUAUUAUGCUGGAGAGAUUAGAUCAGUGGUUCUUAAAGCACAAUUGUAAUAAUCCUUCCAUCCUAAAAUAGUUAUUUUUUUUAAAAUGAACUAUAUGUCACUGGUAAAACCCAUCCCUACCUUUAAUUUAUAUCAGGAUCAUUUAGCCAUAUACAUGCACCUUGAGUCAGACAGUGUUUGAAAACCGACAGUUAUUCUCUCUGAUCUUUCUAGGCAUCCAGGCCAUUUCAUGUCAUUGAAGUGUUUGGGUGCAGUGUUGCUGUACCCUUAACCCUGCAUUGGAAAACAUUGCAGACUGCCUCUAGUGGCUGUAUACUAUACAUGCUUUGCGUGUUCAAAAACCCCACAGGAAAGUAUCAAGACAUCUCACGUUGGUGAAGGAGGAGCCCGAUCCAGCACUGAGGGACAUCGGUGGGGGGGCCACAAGGGAGAGGUUGCAGCUUUGUACUCCUAAUAAUGUGGUGUUCUAGUAAUGGAACUCUUAGCUCAGUGACACAUUUUUUUAUUUUAAUAUAAUAUCUAUUAAAUUAAAUCCUGUAAAACACCUUCAUUACCAUGUAUGAAAAUGGUCUUGACUGCGCUAGAAUUGAUAAAUGGUGGGGACCUUCUGUAUUAGCACGGAGACCCAGAGGUUAAGAACUGAUGCACUGUCUAGAUAAUUUAUAUACUUAUUUAAUAUCUAAUGGUAAGACAAAUUCAUGUAUUUUUAAAAAAAAAAUUAUCAUGUUUCAGUCAACUAAGUUUCCACACUAGUGUGUCUUUUAAGAUGAAACCUCUAUUGAUGGUGUCCAGCUCUGUAAUUCUGAUUUAAAUGCAGUAAAAAGAGUAUUUUUUAAUUAAGGAAAUAUAAUGAAAGGUAUAACCCUCAAUAAUAGAACCUGUAUUUUUGUUCAAUUAUAGCGUGGAGAACAGGUGCAUCCAUCAGGAAAUUGUGGUUUUGUGGUUCUUUGGCAACAAAUAAACCUCUCUUUAGAACGUGAAAAGCACAUGCUAUAAUUGAGGUUUCAGUAAUUAUUGUUUUUGUUUGUUUGUUUUUGUCUGUUGAAUGAAACUGGCUGGUGAAAUGUGGCUGUUGCCCUCACAUUGUAUUCCCAGAGGAUGUGGUCUGAGAGCUGUUCAUGUGUCUCAAAAAUGAGUAAAACCUAGGUCAGGUUUAACAACAGAUAUUGCUGGAAAAACUAUUCUUAGACACAUGGCAAAUGAAAGUAAUCCAAUGCAAACAUAAUCAGAACUAAAUCCAAUAAGCUGCCGAUGGGUUAGUGCUGAAUGAAUCUCUUUAGAUAGACGUAGGUUCAGACAGGUUGGCCAGGAUAUGUCCUGUGCUAGUUUUGAAGACCAUCAAAUGUAAAAAAAAUAAAUAAAAAAAAUGCAAAUUUUGUAAUGUACUGUCUAUUGUAAUACAAAAAUUCAUUGAUUCAAUUCAUCUGUAUGAGGAGAUGCUGAUUGGCCAGGGCUGUGUUUGAAGCAUGCUGGCUCUGCCCCUGAUCUGCCUCUUUGUCAGUCUCAGCCAAUCCUAUGGGGAAGCAUUGUGAUUGGAUCGGGCUACCACUUCUGAUGAUGUCAGCAGACAGCUUUUUUUUGCUGAGGCAAACAGCAUGUAGAUCUACAGCUUGAAUACAGUAAGAUGUUGCUAUAUUUAUGGAGGCAUGAGGGGCCCAGGGGGGCUAGAUGGUGGUUUUAACACUAUAGGGUCAGGAAUACUUGUUUGUGUUCCUGACCCUAUAUUGAUCCUUUAAAUUGAGGUGUGCACUGUGCUUGUGUUAUUUAUGGGUGCUGCAGUUGCUUUGUAGCAUUGCGUAUGUGGGCUGCUAUAUUGCAUAUGUUAGCGAGUAGUUUGUUGUAUUGUGUAUAACACCUAUGAAUGUGGGCUGUGUACGGGGGCUGCUUGUGGAAUUGUGUGUGUGGAUGAUAUGUCACAUAGUGUGUUUGGUGGUGUGUGUAUGUUUGGGUCUGCUUAUGGUAUUGCAUGGUAUUAUCUGAUCAUUUCCUCUAAAUGUUGCAAUGCGUAAAUUAAAGAUUGUUCUGGUAGGCCUGAGCCUGUUUGGCUCUAGCAGGCUUGAGUGGCGUCCAUGCAUUGCACACGUGCCGUUGGUUGCUGACCCCUGAUAUAGACAUAUGUGUGUAUACAUGUAAAAUCAAAUAUGUAUAAGUUACACCCCAUUCUUUAUUAUUAUUAAAUAGUCAACAAACGAAAUUAGUUUGUAUAUAGAAUAGAUUGUAAAUUAAUUUAGCAGGGUCUAUUAGCUAUAUAUAUCAUUAUGAUGAUGAUGUAUAAGUAGAAUAGUGACCAUAAGUCCUCUCUGUGGAUUCCCAUUCCACCCCAGUGAUGCAAGCCUUAAUUUUUCAGACAGCCAGUGUAAAUCAUUAACUGUUGGUUUAGCUCCAAAUCAUGAUAGCAAGAGAACACAAAGCACUUGAAAAGAGUUGUGUAAAACUGCCAAGGGCAAUAAGAGGUGCCGCCCCUUGCAGACAGUUGGUAUUUUAGGGACCAGCAGUCCCUUGCUGUGCUCUGUUAGUUCAGGAUCUGAAGCUGUUCAGCAAUGCCUGCUGUCAACAGCUGAGAGUCGUUUUUUGUAGUUCACCGGAGAGCAGGGAUUUCUCACUUUUAUGACCCAUCUGCCAGCAUGUGCUUAAUUAAUAAAAAGUGUGAAGAUAAAUUGAACAACUGCCAAAGUACAAAUAUUGGUUGGGUCAAAUUCAAUGUCAAAUAGUUAUUUUAAGAGGUUAUCGUAAUAUAUUAUUGCAUGUCGGUUUUCACAGAUACCUGUUAUGCUAAAUGUGACAUUACAGGGAAUAACAGUACCUAAGAAAAGUAAAGAAAAUGGACAUGCUUCUUUUUCUUGUGGAUUUUCACUUGGUACCACCCAGAUAGAGGCAACAAAUUUUCAAAUGCAGUACAGAAAUAUGGCUGAGAAUGAUGGCAUGUGUAAAGAUUAAAAUGUCCUUUGAGACUCUGUUUCUUUAUCAUUAUGAUGACUAUAGUGCCCAGUGGUGGCAGUCUCAACUCUCAAGUACCACUGCCACAUCCGACUACUCCUGCCGUGGACCUUUGAUGCCCCAAUCAUUAUUUGAGACCAGUUCAUCAUAUUGAUAUAAUAUAUACCUAACUGACCAUGGACUUGCCAUCCACUUGUCUACUUUAAAUACCCCUUAUAUACUCUAUAUCUAUAAUAUUAUUUUUACGAUAGGUGGGAUUCUAGUACAGCAUUUUGUUUCUAUCAUGUGGGUUGAAAUUUGGUUUGUAGCUCACCAUAUCUUGCUGUUAGGCGUGAAGACUCAAUUGUAUUCUUCAUUACUAUACCAUCCCUGAAUUGAUAACAUCUGUGAUAAAUGUUCUCUUGUAGGCAUACUCCAUAUAAACCAUCACAAUUUAUGGUGUUCUGGGUUUACUGAGUCACAUGCCGAUAUUAUUUUAUUUAUAUAGCGCCAUCAGAUUCCUUAGCGCUGUACAAUGGGAUAUCACUGUAUCUACUUCAUGCCAACCGCUAUGGUGUAUUUCAUGUUACAGUGUGUCUUUAUUCCUCAGUAUCAAUAGAUUCACACAGUACAAUGAAUAGUAUCUUCCACUUGCAUCUGGUAAAUCAUCUACCUACGCAAUAGGCCAUCAGUUUAGCUCUAUUAUUUGAGUAAAUUUAGAACAGUGAACAAAGCACAUGGUAUCUAGACCUCAGCCUUGGAAUUUUGAUGUCACAAUCGCCAUCUGGGCUUAACAUGUUUAUUUUUAGUAAAUUAUUUUCUCAGUGUAAUCCUUUUGAAAAGGUUUAUUUUAGGAUAAUUAUCUAUGUCAUGCAAUACAUACUUAAGAAAGGUAUUUUAGUUGUGUGUUUUUUUUUUUUUCUUUUCGAUUUUAAGCUUGUAGGUUUAAAUUUGUAUGUGUAUUCUGUUAAUGUUAGACAAACAUGCAGGUUCACCCAUAAAAUUACAAUGCAGCUUUGAACGAAUGACGAACCUGUUCUCUGCGUGUUAUUUAAAGGCUCCUUUUUUGUAUAGUCUCUAAUCUGUUUGUUUCUAAAAUAUCACAAGUGUGCACAUGCCAUUUUAACAGGUGUGACUGUUUGGAAAUAAAGAAGGCUGUGGUUCUUUCAGUAGCUCUUCAGAAAGGCUUCCUUGUUGGCAAAAUAUGGAAUAACAGGAAAUAAGAGGUCAUUAUGCAUAACACUUAGUAAACCAAUUGUAACAUGUUUAACUUCUUCAUGCCAGGACUGCCAUGAUAGUAUUUUGCCUUAUCCGCCACAGGUUAAAAGAGUAGAUUUUGUUUUUAUUUAUUUAUACAUUUGGGUGUAAUUCUUUAAAGUGGGAAUUGUGGUAAAAUGAAAACUACAUAUUGAAAAUAUGGGCCACAAUAGUCGAUAUUUUACGAAUACAGCUGACAUUAUUCUAGAAUUCUUCCAGUUUGGAUAUUUUGGUCAAAGCUUUGAGGGCUAUUCAAUAAAUAGAUAAUUAACAAAGUAAUUGCAAAUUUAAGGCCAAAAUACCAAAAACUAGAUUCCCCCCCCCAGUUUGGAUACUUUGACGUAAAAUGUUAAUAUACUUUGUCAGUUUCCAGUAACUGUCAGUUUAGUAAAUUACAGUGUUAGCAAAUUAUGGUUUAACUUAAUAUUUCAUUGUUUAGUAAAUUAACCCACAAAGGUUUAAGUGGUAGAUCAUGAUAUUUAAUUCCAUACACCAUAGUUUCUCUGGUGGAAUGUGUAUGAUAACCUGGUUUUAACUGUAAUAACAUAAAACACCCAUAGUUUUAGUAACUUUUCCCAUCUUCAAAAUAGUGAAACAAUUUAAAAAGAAAAUAUGGCAUCUUUAUUAUAAAUCAUAUGUUUGGUUUUUUUCUGCCAUCUUGAGGCUUCAUAUGACAUUUAGAUAUAGCCUAAACCCUAGUAAUGUCAUUACUGUAAAUGGCCAGUUUGUUAUCAUGUAAUUAGAUAUAAUGAUACUAAACAGAAAUGUUGUGUUUUUUAAAUGCAAUUCUUUUAAAUGCACAUAUAUGCAAUUCUUUAUGUAGUUGGUACAGCUAUUUAGAUUUUACCAUUCACCAGAUUUAGGUCAGGCAUAAAUCUCAAUUUGCAUAUUAUUAGCCUCCCUAACUCCAGUUGUGCAUUCUGAUAAGUGUUAAAUUAGGAGCUGUGAAAUCUCGCCUCUAGAAUUCACACACCUGCGAAUAAGCAGUUAAAAUCAUGAGAUAGACAUGAAUAGAGACCUGUCCAGAAGUAAUAUCAUCCUUACUAUAUGUUGCAGAAAAUAGACAGCAAUAGACAAAUUAGAGUAUUGUCAGUUCAAACAUAGUGAAACAUUUUAAUUGCUAACUUGCUAUUAAUUAGUUAUGCUUUUACUUAUAUUUGAAGCUUUAUUAAACGAACACGCACAUUAGUUCUGUCUCUGUUUCCCGAUGACAGUACAAGUACUUGUAUGGUACGUGCAAGACAUGCACACCUGUGAGCAGACCCUUUUUUUUUUUUAGCUAAUGGAAGCUGCACUACUGAUUCUAUUAACUUGCAAGGCAGGUUCGCUACUGCCUUUUCAUAUGUAAGAAACUACCACGGGCUGUGAAAUAUGUGGUCAGCUCUAUCUUUAAAAAAAAAAAAUAGAGGUACAGGAUUGGCUGAGAUGUUUCUGCCACUCUUUGAGCUCACUUCAGAAGCUGCACAUCUUGGGGAUUUGUAGAGCAUGGUGGAAAUAUAUAUAUAUAUAUAUAUAUAUAUAUAUAUAUAUAUAUAUAUAUAUAUAUAUAUAUAUAUAUAUAUAUAUAUAUAUAUAUAUAUAUAUAAUGUCCAGUGAUGCAGAUGUAAAAUAAUAGAUGAAAAUUGUGUCUUGCAAUGCCUUUUAUAUUAAACUAAAAUAAUUUUGGCAUGACAUUUUUUUGGAAGAACCACAAUUUCUCAAGUCUAAAGCAUUUCUGAGCAAAAACAACAUUUAGAACACGAAGUUGAGUUGGGAUCCUGGGGUUUAAGCGACAUGAGGUAGAGAUAACACACAGGUCUGACAGAAAAUAGACACCAUUCUCACAGAGUGUGUAAAUAUUUUAUUCUUAUGUUUUGAGUCUUUUUAUUUCUGUUUUUGCAACUUUUAGUGUAUGACUAUAAAAUUUAAUAAUUGAUUACCCUUUUAGUGUUCCUUUAAAUCCUUAAAAAGCAGCUGGAGAGCUCCAGCUUUAUAUAUCUUUUGUGCCAAGCUUGCUCUCACCGGGUAAGAGGAAAUAUCAGGCAAUUUUAUUAUUUUUUUUCAUUUUUUUUUUUUUCAUUUCUUUUGUUUUAUCAAACCCCAAUUUUUAUUGUCUUGACAUAUAGGUUCCCUUGUCACUUUCAAAGUACUUGACAUGAAAAUUAAUUGUGAAUGCUGUCAAAAAUGAUUAUCAUCCUGUCUAGACAGGAGUAGGUCCGGAAAGGUGUGUAAACAUGUUUCAUCAGCAGAAAAGGAUGAAAUUCACCAAUCUCAGUACACCCAGUUCUCGCUGUGAUUUUCAUAACCUGACAUUUCUCAGAUAUGUCAUAUUCAUUUUUAACUCCUUAAGGACACAUGACAUGUGUGACAUGCCAUGAUUCCCUUUUAUUCCAGAAGUUUGGUCCUUAAGGGGUUAAUGAGGAAUGAUCAGCAAUUGUUCUCUCCAUUAGUAACUUACUGGUACCAUUAUUUCUAUCAAUGUGACAUUUAGCAGAAAAUACAGAUUUUUUUGCUUAUUUGAUUAAAAUGAAGUCAAUUCUAUUUACAUAUACCGAAAGCUGCCUAUACAUUGUGUUGGAUUUUCAGGGACAUUCCAACACAGUCAAAAGAAAUACAUAAACAGAACAGGAACUAUAUUUUCUUAUGUAUGACUAAGGACAGGGGGAAAUUAUUGUAUUGAUUAAUUUGCUGUUGCCCUCACUUGACUUCUCCCAUCAGCCAUCAUUUAUGAGAAAAUUGUGAAUUUAUUAUAUUGUAAUGUGUUUAAUCGCAUACACAGGAGUUUGAAGUUCCAAAGAUGAAAGGGUGGUUUUUUAGUUAACAGAUAAGGAAAACUGUUCUUAUAUCUUGGGCCCAACCCCUCUGGGAUUGUGUGACUGUUUAUUUAGUGGGCUUGUAACAUUAGAAUAUUUGCAUGUUUCACAACAUGAAGGAAAUUAUAUUCUGCCAAUUUAUUACUGACUAAUAUAUGUCAAUGAUGUAGAUUUCUCUUCGUACUUUGCAUAUUUUUUUGUGAAUUACAAUUUGUGACUUAAACAAGGAAGUGUAUAGGAUAUCGUUUGAUUGUGAUAAUGAAAGGGAAUAAACACAUUUUAUAGCAAAUUCGCAAACUUAACGUUUCCACUUAGGCUUGCUGAUGCAAAAAAAUAAAAUAAUGUUGUUUAUAUCCAUUUUGCUAAUUCAUGUAUAUUUAUCUAUGAAAUUAGGUACGUCAUAAACUGGACAAGCUCUGCUUCUAUGCACUAUAUGAACUCUGUGCAUUGUUUGCCAGCCAGAUUAGCCAAGACAUAGUGUGAGGCUGAUAUGCAGAUUAUAGAUUGUUCACAUUAAUAUACCAUGUAGUGCAGAAAUGUAAACUUCCUUUGUGUCUCUUAGACGAAACCAAAUUCACAAAAAAACAAUCAGAGAUCAGUGCCUGCGGAAUGCCCCACAGCUUCCCCUUCUCCAUUUUAUCUUUUCUACCAUUCACACAAAGACAGCAUAUUAUCCAACGGGAAGCACCUGCCAUGCAGUAAAACCAUUAAAGCUUCCAUUAAAAUGCUAAGUCUGAAUUGGUUGCAUUUAAUUCAUCUUCCACAUGUUUAUAAAUGACAAAAAGGAUGUGUUUGUUUUUCAGUUAUGUUUUGUUUUCUUUAGGGGUUAUUGUGGAUUGGAAACGUCUUUGCUGUGCGUCUUGUUUUGACCAAGAAAAUGCAGUCAAAUGCCAAUAAGUGGCACCUAAUGCUAUUAUUGUCCUCUAAGUAAUCUCCUUCAUGCAUAAGCUUAAUGCAAAUUAGUCUAAUUGGCAAACACAGUGUAGGAAUGCACUGCUUCUAGUUUCAUCAGACAUUCCAUUGUGUCUAUUAAUAUGACAUAUUAAAUACUUUACUUCUUAUGCAAUGCCAAUAUAAUUAUUUGUCUGCAUCAGAGUACUAAUUGUCUUUCCACUGUACCAAGCAUGCUAUCAAUGCAAAUGGGAUACUUAAAAUUCCACUGUUUAUUACAUCGUAACCUUCUGGUUUGUACUCAGUGUACUCAUGGCUAGACUCAUAAUCACCAGACAAAGACGGUGUCAUAAGUUGGUUUCUGUGUGCCUCUUGUGUUGUAUAAGUGCUUCAUUCAUACACUGAAAGUACCGAUGCUAAUUCUUUGUUUAGAGUUUUUAAUAUUUUUUUGGUUGUUUCUUUAAUGGCUGUUGAUCGAUGGUCAAGUGGUAUAUGGUGGUAUAACAUUACUGUAUCCUACAAAUGGGUACAGAUGUGGAAAUACGAGUUUUAAACUCAACACCAUGGUGUGUUAUUUCUUUAUUACAACAACCAGUCUGUUUACAGUUCUACAGUUUUUUCCCCCGGAAAGACGCAUUAGAAUGUAAUGAAUUUACACUGUAUCCCUAGGUGGGUAACCACUUGUUUAUUCUAACACUACCAACAAUAUUUACUAAUAAUGCAUUAUUGCAAAUUUCCUGACUUCUAGACCUCUCCUAAACCAUGCUCUGAAUGCCCCAAAAUGCCUGCAGCCCACUGCAAAAUAGCUACUUCACAAAUACAAAAAGGGCUAAAUCGGAGGGAUAAUUAUUCAUGACAUCACACCACCACCUCAUGAUGUCACCUGUUCCAGCUAAUGCUAACUGAAACUGUAAUGCAUGAAUUAGUAUCUUUAUCUCACCUCAUUAUCAAGUAGUUAAAGGUACCCAAAAAUAUUUAUUAUAAAGAUGUUUCAUUCAUCCUUUAUUACACAUCACAUUCACUCCCUGCUUUAAAUAUAAGAGAGAAACAGGCGAGCAACUCAGUAGUUUGCCAUUUGUGGAUUCAUUUUGUUUGGCUUUUGAAGGAUGUACUUGUCAAUGCCACCUCCUCCUCUCCCUCUAAUCAGCCCAAGUCUAUAAUCUUGAUAAGAAUGUCCUAGUUCUUAUUUAUGUUACAUACUUGGCUCUCUAUGUGUGUGUCUGGUAAAAGAAAAACAGUUGGGCCUAUUGUAUCUGUGUACGCAGACUCUAAGCUGUGACACGUGCAUUAUUUCUCUUCUUGGUUUUGCUACAGUGACGGCAGCCUUGCUUACAGCUGAGCAGAUGCUUGAAGCAGAUUUUUACAUUCACUUUGUGUGACCAGGAAAUCUUCUCCUAUUUUAAUUCAAAUAUGCUUUUGGAGCAAAUGAAUAGAGCCAUUAGUUAGGCCUGAAGUCCUAACAACCCCCAAUCUUUGUUUGUGUGUGAUUGACUUUGCUUUCACUUAUUGUGUACUCACUGAGCCUCCCAUGGAGACAAUCUGAAUAGCUCCUUUGUUGAGAUGCACUGCUGGGAGCUAUAUAUGCUUUUUAUUUUGUCCCUAGGAAUCUAGCUGCUUCUAAUGGUCCUACCCCUGAGCUCUCUUGGAGACAAUCUUCACAGAGAGAUUUGCUCUGUAGAUGGAAAGAAGCUGUGCUACUGUGGGCUAGCACAUUACUUGUUGUUCCUAUAUCUGAUGUUUGCACAGACGGGUGGCUCUUAUUGUCCUUACGUCUUAUCUGGGCUUCCUUUAGAUAGUGUGAAAAAAGGCAAAACAUCUGCUUACUUAGAAUUGCAAAAUAGUUAGGCUUCUCCUAGGGUAGCCCACACAAAAAAAGUGUGUAUUUUUAGUUUUGCUCCUAACUGUUUGUCUUUAUACAUUUCCACCCAACAAAAUGUAGGCAAUAUACAACUGUAAUUAUUUAUAUAGUGCCAGCAUAUUCCACAGCGGUGUACAAUAGGUAAACAAGACAAACAUUUAAUUGUAACAAAACUUGAUUGACAUACUGAAACAGUAGAUGAAGAUAGCCCUGUCCCAAUGACCCUACAAUACAUUAAUGUAGUAGAGCACAACUUACUAAACAGCAGAAAUUUCAUAGAGUCGAGUUUUCUGGUUUUUGUGUGUUUUUUUUUUGUUUGUUCAGUUUUUGGGAUUUCAAAUCAUUACAUAAUAUUAGUUGUUUUAUUUGCUUAAGUACAGUAAAACUAAAGUACAUAUACUGUACAUAUAUAUUGUUCAUUUACAAAGAAAGAAAAAUGAUAACAUGUUCAUGAAAUCGCAAAAACUUUAAAAAAAAAACAAUUGUGAUAGUAUUCUGAUGUGAAGCUGAGGCUUCAUAUUAAACAUAUGUAAGUUAAUUCGAAGUAGGUUGUUCAACCCAAAUACAGAGGUUUAGGGCUCAGCACCCUGUCUUGUCUGAGUCUUGUUCUCCCAUAAAAGAUUAUCAACUAAAUGUUAUUGUUUAUUGUAUUGUUUGUGUUUGUUAAGACUUGAAAUUGAGAGAAUUUCCAUCUAGAUUAUAAAUUGUUGGUGACUUUUUAACAUAUUCUCGGUAAUAUGAGGUUUAAAAAUUGUAUGAUUGAGUUUUGAAAGCCAUUGUAACAAAGGGAAUACAUCUAAAUUUUCCACUUAUCUUUUUCCAUUUUGGAACAGGAGAGAAUGCCACAGACACCAACUCUUGUAGCCAUGUUUGACAGCAGCAGUUUUAACCGGAACUUGUAUCAAACUAAAGAAGAAGAGAGCUGUUCUGGGCUGUAUUACCAAGAUAACAACCUGCUCUCUGGAUCUCUGGAAGCACUCAUCCAACACCUUGUGCCCAGCGUUGAUUACUAUCCGGAUGUAAGUUUUAGGAAGCUGAAAAUAAAUCUGUUGUCAAGCAUAUGAUUUCACACAAUAAAUGCUUACAAAGGAAAGAUUUUUUUCAGAACAGGAAACAUACAGAUAGCUUCUCAAUGUUACACUUACAUUGUAGGUAAGGUUGGAAGACAGAUAACAAUAUGUAUGCAAUUAUGUGCUAUUGUUCCAUGAACGGGCAGCAUACUUUAUUAACGAAAAUUACAUAUAUAUAUAUAUAUAUAUAUAUAUAUAUAAUCUAAAAAAAGCACUGUACCUUGCACUCAGACUCCAAUUCCUAGACCGUGUGCAAUCCCAGGGCUCAUAUUCACAUAUUUGCUGUUGAUGGAGACCAUUUUCAAACAGUUUUAGAAACAUAGAAUGUGAUGGCAGAUAAGAGCCAUUCAGCCCAUCUAGUCUGCCCAAUUUUCUAAAUACUUUUAAGUCCCUGGCAUUAUCUUAUAGUUAGGAUAGCCUUAUGCCUAUCCCAGGCAUGCUUAAACUCCUUUUCUGUGUUAAUCUCUACGACUUCAACUGGAAGGCUAUUCCAUGCCUCCACUAUCCUCUCAGUAUUUGCAUUUAUAUAUAGCUUAAUGAAGCUUGAGUGACCUGAAACUUAUUUAUAUUCUAAAUUUUCCAUAAUUCGUUGGAAAUUAGAUUUAAACAACAUACUUUGUACAGCAUUCACCAUAAUUUGUGUAGCCAACGAGGUCCUCACAAACAUCUUAGGUUGGUCUCAUGCCGCUUUGGUCCAUUCCCAUUAAAAAAAAAUAAUCUAAUUUUACACUUAAUGAUAGUUUAUUUCCUUUAUAUUUUUGUUGUUGCAAAAAAAGUAAAUCACAUGGCUGCUGCUCAGUCUAUAAAACUUGCAGUCAUAGUCAAGAGGUUUGAUUGCUUUAUGUCACACAUUAGAACUUAAAGCAAUGUUGUCAGAGCGACUUUGGUCUUCGUUUGAUUGUUGACAAACAUGGGGGUUCCAAAAAGUCAGAAACAGCUGAUCUCUUGGGAUUUCCAUUCACUCUAUUCUGUAGCGUUUUCAUGAAAGCACACAAAAAACUUCGACUGGAUGGUUGUUCUGUGGAUAAAACUCCUUGUUAAAUGAGAGAGGGGAUCAGUGAUUGUAAAUCAGAGUUUCAGCAAUUUCACCUUACUCAUUAGAUUUUGUAUCUUAAUAUGACAAAGGUGUUCAAUAUUGACAGAGUGCCAUAUUUAUCAUGUAGUAUUGAGGGUAAUGGAUUACACGUGGUUACUAAAUUGAAGAGAAUAACAUAUUAAUAAGUUCACUUGUGUGUGAUAAAUGCAAUAUAAUUAUUUUUUCCUUAACUGACCCAUUUUGGCUUUGAUAGAUAUAUAAUAUAUAUUGUUUCAUGGAGAUAAACUCUGUAAAAAUGCAGGAAGCACCUCCAGUGGGUCUCUGGUAGGCAGCCACUAAAGCCAGUCUUCACCCUGCAAUGUAAACAUUACUGUAUCUCUAAAACUGCAAUGUUUUCAGCCUCUGGGUUUAAAGGGUUCAUGACAGUGCACCCAAACCACUUCAAUGAUGUAAAGUUGUCUGGGUGCAUAGAAUUAGCCUUUGUGGAGAAUAAAAUAUAUAGGUUUAUGUAAGAGAAUAUUGUUUCUUUAAUUUAAAAUUGCAUAUUGUUUUCAUAUAUUCACACUCAAAAAUAUAUGUUUUAUCCUCAGAGAACAUACAUCUUCACUUUUUUGCUCAGCUCUCGUCUAUUCAUUCACCCCUUUGAAUUAAUGGCUAAAGUCUGCCAUGUGUGUUUGGAGCAGCAGAGACAAAACGAGCCUGGAACUGACAAGGUAAUUAAGCUCACUAAAUUGUAUAGUAGUUUCAGAAACACAUUAUGUCUUCAGCAGCAUUGUACCUUUCGUUAAACUGGUAGUAAAGAAAGCAUGAGGUAGUAUAGAUCUCAUCUAGCAAACUAAAUGAAAGUGUUAUGAAAUAGACACCCCCAGUGGCUGCAUCCGAUACUGCAGGUGUAAAAUAAUUUACUGUAAUUCAGGGGAUUUUUUCCAUACAAGUCUUUCACUGGGAAGGAUGUUAGUUCCUUUAAAACUUAAUGCAUUUUUAGAACUGAGUAACAUAAGUAAAAAUGUAGCAGUUAGUGUGCUUGUUGAGAUUUGAAAGUCCUAUGUUAUAAUACAAUCAUAGGUGACUUAUUGUUAUCCCCAUUGUUUAAGGAAGUGGUUGACACUGUAUACACACUACAUACAGCAUAUUGAUGCUUAGUAGUUUAUCAUGAAAGCGUGUUAUUAUUUUUACUACAUUUGCGGUCUGUUAUGUUUAAAUUAUAUAUUUUUCAAAACAUGUUUUUUUUGUUUUUUUUUUUAAACAGAGCCAAUUGCGGAAAAUUGCCCCUAAAAUUCUUCAGCUCUUGGCGGAAUGGACAGAGACUUUCCCAUAUGACUUUCGGGAUGAGCGAAUGAUGAGAAAUCUAAAGGACACCGCUCACAGGAUAACCAAUGGUGAUGAGGUUGGUCAACUUUAUUAACAUUGUCAUGUCUCAUGAUGUCCAUGUACAACAAGGACAGCUCAGUGGACAAAACGUCUGUUGGAACCAAGUUCACUUGUGUGUUUUUUACUUAAAGGACCACUAUAGGCACCCACACCACUUCAGCUCAAUGAAGUGGUCUGGGUGCCAGGUCCCCCUAGUUUUAACCCUGCAGCUGUAAACAUAGCAGUUUCAGACAAACUGCUGUUUUUACGUUGAGGGUUAAUCCAGGCCGCUUCCUGAGAUGACGCUGGAUGUCCAUAGGAAGGCAUUGAGUAAUGUUUUCCUAUGGGCGGUUUGUAUGCGCGCGGUUCUUGCCGCGCAUGCGCAUUCUGAGCUGACGUUGGCAAGGGAGGAGAGGUCACCUGGAUUAAGGUGAGUGACUAAAGGGCUUUUAACCCCUUCAGCCCAGCGGGAGGCGGGGACCUAAUAACCCUAUAGUGCCAGGAAAACAGGUUUGUUUUCCUGUCACUAUAGUGCUCCUUUAAUUAUUUUUGUGUGCAGUGCUGCAUCUUACAAAUCACUGCAAUUGCUACAAGUUCUGAGCACGAGUAAUCAUAUGAAUGCUAAGGAAUUUAAAUAGAUUCACAUCAAAUGCCUUUUUGUAUCUUUACACAGAAUGUUUUAAAAAAAUAAAAACCAAAUUGCUAAUCGCUAACCUUGUUAGCUAGACACAGAAAUACCCUAUAAUCACAUGGAACAUUUCCACUUUAAUUAUAUGACUAAACAGAGCAACAUUGCUUGUGCUCAUACUUGUGACUUUGAGAAAGUAAAAGCCAUACUGUAACUGUAUAUCACUUGACAGACCAGAAUGCAUUUUAUAAUGUCACAUUCAACAGCUAGCUUCUAAGAGUUCACAAAGAACUCCAUAACCUCAUAUUGUGAGACUGCCCUGAACAAUCACAUGGACAUGACUACUCCAUCCCAUCCACUCAUUGUGUGAUAGGAAAACAGAACCUUGAGUUUCCUCUUUUCAUCUGACCUGGACAGCAGUAAAAAGUUCCAUAAAGCUUUGCCUUGUUCUAGAAGUCCUGAGAAACUCAUCUAAGGUAUGAGUAAUAUUCUCCUUGCUCACUGGGCUUUAUUUUCUAAUAUCUUAUUGUUUUGUAAACACGAGCAAUUUAUUUAACACCCUCUCAUUUUCGGACUUGUAAUAAACUGAAACACAAUCCCAUCUGUCGUUCAGCAUGACCUCUUUCUCUGUUUGCUGCUGAUGGACAGAUCUGGCGUAAGUUGCUGUUGAAUACUAGUAUUUAAGGUUCUUCAGUUAGCAUAGUCUGAUCCCAUGGGUCUUCCCCAAUUUCCCAAAUCCCCCCUCUCACUACAUGUCUCCUUGCAUUCCCCCCCCCCACACACACACACCUUCUAGUACAGUUUAUCUUUACUAAAAGAAUGUACGUACGUUUGCAUGCUUUAUUGUACUACACCUAAACAUACAAAUGUAAUAUAUUGAAUUCCUUGUUAUGGCUGGCAAUUUACCUUUCCUUUGACGUAAUGCUGUAUCAGUACUUUUGUGUUUUUAUAACUACUUAACAAUGUUUUUCUUGAAUAAAAUUUAAACAUUGAAAAAAAACGUUUGCUCUGGCAAAUUCCUCUAUACUACAGUAAAUGUCUACAUUAGAAUCUCUAGAUUUUAUCAAGAAAAAACUAGGCAGUAAGCGCACUGUGAGCUUUUGAAUAGUUCGUAGCACUCAGAUCUCAAGUCGUGGGCAUUGUAUUUCAAAGACUGCAGAAUAACUUUUCGGUGAUUCAUGUUGGCUGCAGCUGUAAGGAUGUUUUAUUAAGAUCAGCUAGACAGAUUAGCUUCAGAAAGUGGCAUUCGUGCUGGUGAGGUUUAAGAAAUGGAGACUUGUCACAGUAAGUAACAGUAACUGUGAGAUAGACUUGAAUGGACAGCUGCCAAAGGUCCCCUACAUUGAAGGUGGGCUUGGGAAAGUGAAAAUGCUUUGCACGUAGCAAGCAAACUAAAAAAUAGCAGGAGACCACAAAUUCUACCGCAAACAAAGAAAGAAAGAAAUUUAUAUUACAGUUGAUCCACUGCUAUAUAUAUAUAUAUAUAUAUAUAUAUAUAUAUAUAUAUAUAUAUAUAUAUAUAUAUGCUCCAACCUCUGGCACUCACCAUCAAUGAAAAAAAUAAAUAGUACAUGGGUGCUUCCAGCGCAAAAAUAGAAAGAAUAAUAAACGGAGCACUACUGAGGAAAUUUUUCAAUCGUGUAUUAAGGAUUAUUCUCUUAAUACACGAUUGAAAAAUUUCCUCAGGAGUGCUCCGUUUAUUAUUCUUUAUUUAUAUAUAUAUAUAUAUAUAUAUAUCUCUCUCUCUCCUGGGGCUGAAAAUAUUUUGCAUGUAUUGAUUACAUCUUGAUGUUCCAUUAUGUCUAUUGCUGUUGUUUUUAUGGAAUUUGUUUUAGUUUUUUAAUAUAAAAUCGGUUAUAUAUGUUUUAAAUACAGAUGUACCGGAAAAAUGUGCAACAAAUAAUCCAGAAUCUUAUUCGCAAAUUGGCAGCACUGAGUCAGUAUGAGGAACUCAUUGCAAAAAUCAAUGCUCAGUCCACUGAUCGCAUGACCGUCCUGAAGACCAAGCCACAGUCCAUACAAAGGGACAUCAUUACGAUAUGCAGUGAUCCCUACACAUUAGCCCAGCAGCUCACCCACAUAGAGCUGGUAUGUGCUUCUUGAUUUAAAAUGAUAGUUGGUGGGAGGUGUGGGCAAUCAUUCCAGUAUUGACACCUUAUCAAUACAUUUGUUUUCAGGAGAGACUAAGUUACAUUGGACCAGAAGAGUUUGUUCAAGCUUUUGUUCAAAAGGAUCCAUUGGACAAUGAUCAGGUAAUACAGAGCUUUUUUUACGGAGUGGAUUGUAAUCUUUUUCGGACAGGGCCCUACAGUGUUAGGAAUACAUCUUUAUAGUCCUAACACUAAAGUGAUCUUUUAACUGGUAAUCAACUUAUUUUAUCAAACUACUUCCCCAAAAAAUUUUUUGAAGAAAAAUGAAAAGCACUGAAAGGCUCCUUGCACUAUAAUCACUAAAUUAUUCAUAGUAGUUAUGGUAUGUUGAGUUUCCCUUAACGCCCAUUCUUAAAAUGUGGGCUUUCCACCAUUAAGAGUAUUAAGGAAACCAAAUAAUGUUUUUAAAAAUGUAAAAGGUGCAGUUGCACGAUUAAUAUUCUAUAAUCCAUUGGUUGUAUAGUGAUGUUUGAAAAUGCCUAAAUUAAAACAUAUCAUUGCUUUAUGGUUAAAUCCAUUUUUUAUGAUACAGAAUCAGACUAUUCAAAAAUGUAUAUCGCAAAUGGUAUAAAAGGAAAGAUUUUCCAAAUUAUUGACAGUAUUUUGUUUCUUUUGUUAGAGUUGUUAUGGUGACAGAAAGAAGACGCGAAACUUGGAAGCCUACGUGGAAUGGUUCAACCGUCUUAGUUACUUGGUAGCCACAGAAAUCUGCAUGGUGAGGCUCUUACCUAGAGUACUGAUAUCAAGGCAUAUUUCAGUGCUAGGGCAUAUUUCACACCUCUUUAUUUUGUUUAUAUUUUAUGCAGCCUGUGAAGAAGAAACACAGAGCUCGGAUGAUAGAGUUCUUCAUUGACGUAGCACGAGAAUGCUUCAAUAUUGGAAAUUUUAACUCUCUAAUGGCGAUUAUCUGUAAGUGUCCACCACGGUCAUCAGUCAUAUAUAUAACAUAUUGAUUUUAUAUAUAUAUCACAAAAUAACACAUCAUUUUGUAUGCAUUUCCUUUGCAUUGUAUGAAUAAAUGUAAAAUGUGUAGAAUGAACUUAAUAUGCUACAGCCACUUCCAUCACUCCUGUUAUUGUUUUAAGCCCAGCAAUGUCUGCAUGGCGGCCAUUUUUCUAGUCUUGGUUAGCCAUAUAUUUAAUUUGGUUUUGCAGAGGAUUAUUAAUGUGCAACUGCACAUUAAUGGAGGUUGUACUUCAAGUAAUAGUACAUCUUCAUUACAUAAUUAUUGAGUUAAAAGAAACGUCCCAGGAUUUUUAAUGUUAUGUUAACUUAUUUAGCAAAUAUGUACUUGAGAGGUGUGAAAAAAUAAAUAAAAUACACACUGUUGUAUUUAGCGCUGAAACUCGGUCAUUAAAAAUUGCUUUUCCAUCUGUCAGUCAGCAAAGACACAAUGCAGAGAUAAGAUUAAACAGAAACAAUGAGUAAAGAAAAAUUAUGCAAAGUACUAAACAAGAGGCAGUCAGCAUGUAAACCAGUGGAGGAAACUGGCACAUUUCACGUACCUACAUUGGUUUAAAUAUAUAGGCUAACUGACACUUGGAUAAAUAAUUCUAACUCUGUGGAUCUGUGCUAUAGUUCACUUAUAUGAUGUUACGUAUUAAUAAGUGGAACAAAUAAGACAAGAGUAUUAUAUUUCCAAGAUCUUAGUAAAUCCACUGUUCAUUCAUCCAGCCUAUUUUGCAGACAGCCUGCUUUAUUUGACACGGUACAUUUUAAAGAGCAUGACUGAACACCGACAACCUUGACAUCAGCUAUAAGAAAUAUGACCAUAGCUCCCAUGAAGUCAACACAUGCCUUAAUUAAUACUAUUUAAUACCUGACUAUGUAAGAUAAUCAGAAUUCUAGCCCAUGUACGGCUGUAAGGACUAGUCUGUCUCCAGCUCUGUAAAAUCUCGCCAGUGCACAGGUUUGAUAGUAUUCUAGCAGAUAUAUUGUAUUUGCCAUGGAAAGGUCAACAAUAGUUGGCUCAAUAGUCAUGUUGGCAGCACUGCUCUGUUUAUCCCAGUUCAAAAUGAAUUGCCACUUGAAAAGGCUAUAUUUAGUAUCAAAGCAAACUGCUCGGAACGUGACACAUAGUAGCAGGCUGUUAGCAAAAAUCAUGUUAAUGUCACACAUCACUAUGUUUGCAGAAUAUAAAUGGGAGCUUUUCUGCAACAACAAGUGUGUGGUUGCAGUUGUUUAGCUGAUACAUGUACAGAGUAAAUCCACUUGACGUUGUUUGGCUGGCAAAAUAGGUAAAAGAAAAGUGUCAGUUUACAGGAAAGAUGGGAAGAGAAUAAAAUACAUAUACACAGCACAGAAACGAUCUAUUUAUAAUAUCUGAAUUAAAUAUGAAAACUAAAUAUAAUUUAUGCCUAACAAGUGUAUAGUUGUCUAUUUAUACGGGGUUCAACUCAGUCGUGUAUUUAUAAUGUAUUUUGUGUUUGUUUAAAGCUGGCAUGAAUAUGAGCCCUGUAUCCCGUCUAAAGAAAACGUGGGCUAAAGUCAAGACAGCCAAGUUUGAUAUUCUUGAGGUACGUGAAGCUUUAUUUAAAAUACAACAGUCUGCAUAAAUAUUACAACAUAUUCAGAUGUGUAGGUAGACACACUGUAAAAGUGCUCACUGCUCACUUUUAGCUGACUUGUAUACUUGUAUACAAUACAAUACAAUACUGUAGGCAGAAUGGCUGGCAUAGAUGACAGCAUAUGACAACUGUAACUGAUCGAAACUAAUUUGAAUCAUUAAUAUUAAUAUUUCAAGUUUAAAAUGUGUGUUUGGGGAGUUUGGGCUGUUUUGCCCUGAAACGAUGCAGAAUGUGCCCUCUGGACUGAAAGUUGCCACUGUAUAUCAAGGCCAAUAAUGUAGUUUCUUGCAUAGCGAUUUUCCCUUUUAAAUUCUGCUGCGGGUUAAAAUGUAAGUGAAAAAUUGGAUACUGUGUGCCCUAAGAACAGAUUUCCACACAACAUGCCUUUAAUGUUGGCACUUCUUCUGUUAUUGAUCAGAUUAUUAUCUAAAGGUGAUGGUUGUUUUUCUAUUCUCCCAACAGCAUCAGAUGGAUCCUUCCAGCAAUUUUUACAACUAUAGAACAGCUCUGAGAGGGGCAGCCCAGAGGUCACUAACGGCUCACAGCAACAGAGAAAAGGUAUGGUUUCUAAUCAGCUUAGCAAACAGACAGUGAUAAAAUGUGCAGGUGGCCCCUUGCUACACUCUUGUUUGUUUGGGUUUUUUUUCUUUUGCUUUCAGCAUAUGGCAACCUGAUUUUUUUUUUUUUUUUUCCAUGUGGGAAAUGAGGUACAAAAAGGUGAUUGCAGAAGUUAACAUAUGUUACUUUGUUAUCAGCAGGUUACACAGCAUUAUCAAACGGUAUAUUUGCCUUAUUUCCCUGCAACCAAUGUGUGUGGAACUGUGUAAUAUAGUAAUUUUUUCACAGACAUCAUGGAUGCAGGAAAAUUGAUCAUCAGCAAUUUCAUACAAACGCUAACUGGAAGAAUGUGAAUUUGUGUUUGUCUGUAUGAUUACAUAUCUUUGUCUACAUCAGGGAUGCCCAAAAGGUAUAUGUUUUAAAACAUAGCUUCAAUUACAGCUUCAAUGAUGCUUUGACAUUCUAGAGAAAUGUAAAGCAUUAGGGGAGUUGUAGUUCUACAACAUUUGGUGAUCUACCUUCUGGGCACCCUGACCUACAUGAUUAUUUAAUUUUAGAUUUAGAUUCCGGAGUUCACAUGUGUUUUUUAACACCCUGGCAGAAUAGUUAUAUGUGUGAUAGAAAUAUUUAGAGCUGUUCUAACAAAUGGGCUACAUUUGUAAGCAGAUGCAAUCUGUAGGAUACUUUGCAAGGUUUGUGGCUUGUGACUGUCACAAGCUACACUAUUAUCAGCAUGGAGCAUCAUCCAUACAGUUAAAGCUAAGAAUGUUUUUUAUUUUUUUUAAUUUUUUUUUUCAUCUACAGUUUAAUCCACGUGUUAUUCAAAUUUUGUAAUGAACCAUGUUCGUUACGCUACAUUGAUUUUACAGCAUAUGACUUGGAAUUUCAAAUAGAGAAAAGUGUAAUUAGAACCUUCGGUUUUGGUAUAUUUAUCAUCAACAUUAUGCAAACAUUUAAUUAUUUGCAGUUCUGGCUUUUGUAAUGUGUUUACUUACGGUAAAAUAUUGAAAUUGGCUGUUUCUUUUAACACAGACGCUCUCUGACAAUUUGUUCAUAUUUGCAUUAUUUAUUUAUUUAUCAAAUAUUUUACCAGGAAAGAUACAUUGAGAUUUCUCUCGUUUUCAAGUAUGUCCUGGGUCCACAAAUCAUUGCAUUGUUACAUUAGGGUACAAUAAAAUACAAAAAACAAUAUUAAUACACAAUAAAUACAAAAUUUAACCUAGAACAGGUAGGAAAUAUAUAAACAACCAUGACAGGUGCAUUCUGUUUUGAGGUAUGUAGAGAGAGAUCUCUUAAAGGACUUUAGGCUUAGGGAAGACUUUAAAUUGUGCGGGAGGUCGUUCCACAAUUGCGGCGCUCUGCAGGAGAAGGAGGAUCGGGCUGCUUUCAUUUUGUAUUGAGGUAAAGUGUUGGUACUGGAUCGGAGGUUAUAGAAAGUGGGAACAGCUGAGGAAAGCAUUUUGUUCAGGUAGGGUGGGACUUUCCCAGAAAAGCUCUUAAACACAAGGCUGGAAAGAUGAAGGGUACGUCUGGAUUCCAGCAACAGCCAGUUUAGUUCUUUUAGCAUGUCACAAUGGUGAGUCCUGUAAUUACAUUGUAGCACAAAUCGGCAGAACGAGUUAUACAAUGUGUUGAGUUUAUUAAUGUGGGAUUGCGAUGCAGAUGCAUUUACUACAUCCCCAUAAUCAAUGAUUGGCAUCAGCAUUUGCUGUACAAUCUUUUCCUUCACUGUAGGGCAUAGGCAGGAUUUGUUUCUGUACAGGGCACCUAGGUUUGGAUAAAGUUUAGAUGCAAGCAUUUCUAUGUGCAGGCCAAAAGAUAGAUUGGGGUCUAAUAUCAUACCCAAGUAUUUGAAAGAGUGGACUGCGGUCAAUGUGCCAUUUGAAUUUGUUUUGAUGGAUAGGUGGGUUUGUUUUUUGCGAUCCAUUUUUCUACGAUCCAUUUUUCUACCUCUGUAAACUGGUCUUGGAGCACAGCCUCAAGCUGCGGUAGAUUGGAUUUGCUCGCAUAGAUAACCGUGUCAUCUGCGUACAUGUGGACAUUUGAGGAUUUGCAGACAUUAGGCAGAUCAUUUAUAAAUAAUGUAAAUAGUAGGGGGCCGAGAAUGGAACCUUGGGGAAGACCACAUGUGACUGGGAGAGGGAGGGAUAUGGACACAUAUUGCGAGUGAUCCGAUACAUACGAUCGAAACCAGGUUAGCGAAUGAUCACCAAUACCUGAGUUUUUGAGUUUGUGCAGUAGAAUGUCGUGGUCUACUGUGUCAAAGGCCUUAGCAAAAUCAAGGAAAAUAGCCCCAGUUAGGUCUCCUUGUUCCAUGCCAGUUUGGAUGUCAUUGCAAACUUUUAAGAGGGCAGCUGUAGUGGAGUGAUUCUGGCGAAAGCCCGAUUGAUCAGGGGUCAGAUAGUUUGCAUGAAUUCCUGUAAUCCAUUUGCAAGAGCAUGGUUUAGAGAGGAUUUGAUAUUUGUGUUUAAAGGAAAACUCCAGGCACCUAGACCACUUUACUCAAUGUCAAAAUAUCUUACCUUAAUAAGCAGGAUAGAAAUUUAAAAAAAUAAAAGAAGCUCCUAUGUUUAUUAAAAGAACCUGGGGCUCACUUGUGGUCAUGACAGCUGUAGACUGUAGUCGUAGCUUCUGAGGUAAAACCUGCAGUGCAGGUCCUUCUCCUGAGGUAAAUCCUGCAGUGUAGGCCCUUCUCCUGAGAUAAACCCUACAGUACAGGCCCUUCUCCCGAGAUAAACUCUGCAGUGCAGGCCCUUGGUCAAUGAGCAGUUAGAAAACUGGUAGAUUAGAUACAUAGGGUUAGGGGGGAUGCGAAAGAGCACUCAUGACAUCAUAAAUGCUACAGUGGGCUGUAGUGGCUAUGGUACUUGGAGUGCUAUUUUAAACUUUUCUUUUUGGGGGAUUUAUUCAAUAAAUUGUGAAUUGUGGAACAUUGACAUGGGAUAUGCAAUUGACAUGGAACACUGACAUGCACAUUCUGGUUGCACCACGAGCAGACGUGACUUAAGCAGCUAAGAACUGUGUUCCAAUGUCAGUUCUGUGCAUAAAAUUAAUCUGUCAUCAACUCCUGCAAGGGGAAGCUAGCUUUCCCUUCACUCCCUGUAGGCACUCCCUCCGAUCUAAAUCCUUCCUCCUCUCCACUCCCUCCCAUCACUGGCCCAGAGUGCACACAUGCGCUGUCAGCCAGCAAAUUGGUCCAAUCACAAGCUUCUUUAUGAGAAUCCUGUAAUUGGACCAUGCGAGACCCCUGUGAUGUCAGAGGGGACAAAUAAGCCAGCUCCGGUAGCUUUGAAUGGCACUGGUCUCCAGAUAAGUAAACUUUAAAAAGCUUGAUUUUUACUUUAAUGUUUGAUUGUUCAAUUACACAAUUUCCAGUUUAGUGAAUGAACUCCUUUAUCUUCUGCUGAUUGUGGGGUUUAUUUUCUAAAGACAUACCGGUAAUUAAAGUUAAUUGAAAACUUUAUAACUGAGGCCAUAAUAUCUGAUUUGGAAACAUACUUGCUGCCAAUUCACAGCUUAGCUUUUAGUCUAAACAUUGUAAUUCUGGUGUUACUACACUACGUAUCAAUAUUUAGCAAGUAAGCCCCUGUGUGUUUUGCAGAUUUUCUCUUACCUGAAACAUAAAAUGUUUCCUGUCCAACCCAGCAACACUUAAAUUAUCAUUUCCAUUUCUUGCUGACAAACACCAUUUCCACAGCAAUAAAUCUGUGUUGUUUUUAACAAGCUGUUACAUUACCUGUUUUUGAAUUAACUAGCAAGUCAAGCUUACUGUUCGUUCUUAAGUGCAGCUCCUUUUAAUUUAUAAAUAAAACAUUCUCUUUUGAAGUCAGUGAAGUUUAUGGCAAAGUAAAAAAAAAAAAAAAAAGAUAUACUGUUGCAUCAAUUUUUGUGUUCUGGAAAGCAGCCAGGAUGGCUUGUUGCCCUGAAUGCAUUUAGCAGAUUUGAUCAAUAUUUUAUCACAUUCAUAGAAUGCUGCUUCUAGCUGCCAUAUUUGAUGCACCAUAUGCCAAGAGUACAUGAACGUGUCUACUUGUGCUAUAAGCAUUAUAUCAUAAAUACUCUCUCUAUUUAAUAUCUUCACAGGCCAUGUAAUACACAUACUAUAUAAUGAACAGAUUCACACAAGCACUUAUUACACUCAAAGUUGUGGGCAAUUUAUAUUGUGACUGAAACAGAGGCUAUGCUUCUUAUUAUUACUUUUUCGAUAAGUAAUUAUUCCUCUGCAAUUUAACUGUGGGGUAUAAUAAAUACAUUCGGUAAGCAAUACAAAAGAUGCGUUAAGUUUGAGGAACUGGAUUAAAAGUGGUAUGAUUGCUGUGUUUAUAACUAUUUAUUUAAAAACAUAUAUGGACACAUUUAGGAAACAGAUUCAUAGCAGGAAAGGGCCUCACUUGUCUUGUUUUCAUUCAUUGGGUAAUGAUAAUUCAGAAUUUUGCCUUUUUUAAUUUUGUAUUCAUGUUCUGAACCAUUUAACCUGCACUGUUAUUUUGUCUGUAAAUCUCCAUAGUACUACACUUGUUAAGGAAUUACAUGCUAGAUAAUUAUUGUAGUUUUUUUAUUUUAUGCAUGUUGUUUGGUGUGACAAUAACUCAUUGUUUUGUUUGUUUUUUCUUUCUGUAGAUUGUCAUCCCUUUCUGCAGUCUUUUAAUCAAAGAUAUCUAUUUCUUGAAUGAGGGCUGUACCAAUCGUCUUCCAAAUGGUCAUGUCAAUUUUGAGGUGAGUACUGACAAUUUGUAUUGUAAAAUAUAUCCCAAUUAAAUGUGACCUACAUCUCUCCAAUAGUUAUGGCCUACAACUCUCAAUACCCCAAGUCAUCUUUUGUAUCACUGAAUUUAAUGGUGUGGGACACAAACUGCUAAAUACAAUUAUUUAGAUUUUUUUUUUUUUAAUUAGAGUUUCCAAACCUACAGCCACUAAUGAUCCAAUGUAUUCUGCAGCUCUGUACACUAGCUGUACUAGCAAACACGUAGUUGCAACAAGACGAGUUUGAUAUAGAGCAACAGAUGGUGCUGAGGGCUCUGCUCAAACUGGCUUAUAGUCUAAGGGAUUAGUGUUGCAUUGUAGUUAUAAAACAUGCAAUGAAAAACAUUGCUACACAUCUCUAACAGUGGGCUUAAAACAAUAAAGUGAAUUUAUGUGUAUUUAAGUUCUUUACUGAAUAACAUCAUGCAGAGAAGCUGACACUUUAUGGGUGUGUGUACAAACUAUUAGAGUGUACUUAUAAAUUAGCUCCCAUCAAUAACAGUAAGAAUCGACUAUCUGGAGAGAAAAUAAGAGUGCCUAGUGUUCAGAAGUGUAUUCUAUUCCAAAUUUAUAUAAUUUUACAGCAUUUUUGUUGCAAUGUUCUGUAAAAAACCUUUUCAUUCUUUUGAAAUUUGGUCCCACAGAACACUAAUGAAAUUAACACUGAUUUGGAAUCUCUCCAGUUUUUCAAUGUUUGAUCAUUUUUCGCAGUGUGUUAAAACUUUAAGGAUGAGAUAAACGUAAUGUUAACAUUAAGAAAUUCCAAAUACUCAUAUUAUUAUUAUUAUUAUUAUUAUUAAAGUGCCAACAAAUUCUGCAGCACUGACAGUAGGUGGACUAUCAGACAAGUAUUUGCAACAAGACAAGUAUUUACUAAUGUCAUUGUCAUUUCUUGAAAUUAUUAUAUAUUUCUAUUUUGAUGUAUCAAUGCAAUGUUUUGAAGAAAUUCCAAAAUUCCUUUUUUUUAAUUUUAGAAAUUCUGGGAGCUUGCAAGGCAAGUAAGUGAGUUCAUGGCAUGGAGGCAGGUUGAGUGCCCCUUUGAAAAAGACCGAAAAAUUCUCCAUUACGUAUUGACAGUCCCGAUCUUCAGUGAGGAUGGUAAGAUAUUAGUGGCUAUCCCUGUAUAAUUUGUGACAGAUAUUAAUAGUUCAAUGAAUAUAUGUGUUUUUGUUCUUUUUACGUUCACAGUUAUUUUGAUGAGCAUUUUGUAAUCUUCAUAAAUAUCUCCCAAGAUAUGUAACAAUAUCUGUAAAAAUCAGGCACUUUUUUUCCAGGGGUUAAGGGGGGGCAGGGGAGGGAGCUGUCUGUUGUCUGUGUAUAUUGAAUAGAUGUACCAUCUGGCUUCUGAUUGAUCUAGAGCAGGGUAUUGUGGGUGCUCAUGUAGGUAAAUGUGACAGUAUGCUCUGAUAUCUUAGUGGUGUUACUUGUAUUGGCCUCAAAACAAAAGUCUGCAAUGCAAACUAAGAACAUGUGUAUCUCUAGCAUUGAAAUUGUCAUUUUGUGUAGGGUUCUAUUGUACAAUUGGUUUCUCAAUGCAAAAAGCGGUACAUGACCUACUUCCAUAUGCUGUAAUGUAGGCUGCCUACACAUUUCUAUUGACAAGGUGAUUUAGUGGGUAAUGUUAAAACAAAUGACACACUACUUUCUCACGCAAUGCUGCAUAUUAACAUAUCCAGAGGGAAAAUAAAAGACCACAGAAAAAUGGUUUGUGUAAAAAGAUGUGAUGCCAAAUUGUUUCUUCUUCUUUCUCCUUGCAGCACUUUACUUGGCUUCCUAUGAAAGCGAGGGUCCUGAGAACCACAUAGAAAAGGACAGAUGGAAGACUCUGAGGUAUGUGAAUUGGAUCAUCUCAUUGGGCAAUCAAACUUAUUUGCUAAACUGUGAUUUGUAGUAAGUUGACAACCUACUUGUAAAAUUCAGGUCAGUUGACCACAUGGGAAAAUAAUCUGUAUUUCUGCCGAGUUUGGAAUUUUCUUCAAACUAGGCUAUUUGUAGUUUAGAUUUCUCAAGCAGGUUGUCAACUUACUGUACAAUGAAGAACUCCUCCAGGGAUUUGUAAGAUCUGUUUGCUCACUGAAUUACGCUUUCUUCCCCUGCUGACACAGGUGGCAGAAUGCAGUUUUUCAUUUCGUUGCUGAUUAAAUGACCAGCAUUUUCUAACUUUUUUUUAUUUCUGCUGUUUUGCACUCUGUGACUUUGGGAACCACAAAUUAGAACGUUCACCUUUUAAGCUGAAUUUUAGUUUAAAUGUAAUAUAUACUUUAUAUUGCAACACACAUACCACUGUGUGAGGUGGUGUACUGAAAGUGGAACAGUCCCUGUGGGAAUCAAUGUCAUGUUUGCUGAUUUCUCAAUUUUCCCCAUAAUUGCUCUAUCUACAUUAAAUUUAUGUGAAGCCAAGCUUUUUAUAAACAUAGACUGACUCUUAAAUGGCUUUCAGAUCACAGUCUAUAAAAAGCCCAAAUGCACCAGUUUUAUAGUGAGAGCCUAAGGAGAUGGUCCAGGCACUGUUGAUCUGCAUUUUGAAUCCAGUUAAAAGAGAACUCCAAAAUUACAUUUAAAAAAUAAAAUAAAAAAAUCACUUCAGACUUUGUACUGUCUGCAGUGUGCACCACAUAACAGGAAUAGCUAUAAUGUUUUAGCCAAUCCUGACACUACCAUGUAUGCACUGAUCUUCAGAGAAUUCGGCAUAUGUCAUAAACCAUGCCUUGCAAGUAUUCAUAGGGUCUGUAGUUUAUUGCUAGUCACAGUUUCAUUGAUGCAACAAUAUAGAUGAAUCUGGUGAUCUAAUUGAUAAGAGCCAAAACAGGCUUUUUUUUCAGAUAGCUAAUGACUCCAUUUAUACUUUUUCAUGAAUGGAGCUAUUGAUGCAAAUUUUUUUAGAGGCAGCAGGGAAUGGUAGUCUGCACCAUCCUGAAGUAGACCUUCAUUCCAUAACCUACUCAAUACACAUUGUUUGCUAUGGUGCUUUGAGUGUCCCUUAAAUUCUGUAGUUUUACAGUUCAUGGAGAUAGCCUGUAGAUAGCUAUCAGAUUUCAUAAUAUACACACACUUAUAGGUUUGUGCUGGAAGCCACUUUAAGAUAUAGUAAGAAAUGUGAAGUUUGUUAAUUCCUUCUCUAUAUAUCUCAGAGAUUACAUGUCCAAAUUUAAUUAUUUUAUAUUGUUUGAGGAUUUUAUAGAAUACACAGAGAGAAAGAAUUGUCAGAAUUUCCCCUCCAUGCAGACAUUGCUUGAUGGCCCCGCUGCUGUUCUCUGUCCAAAGAACACAGGUUCAACUGACCAGGCAUUAUUAUAAUUCAGACUGUAUAACUCUAUGAUUCCUGAUUUUGAAGCAAAACACAUAAUGUCUCCCAAGCUUGAUUAUAACCGAAUUUCAUGCAACAUUUUUCUCUCCCCUCACAGGUCAGCUCUUUUGGGCAAAGUCUAACACGUGAAGUGCCUGUCAUGACAUGGCCAUAAUUUAUGGACACUUUUUGCACCAAGUAGGAUUUGAGUGAUGGAAGCAAAGCAAGCAGCUGAGAGUCUCUCGAUCACAGCAUUGGUGAAUCAAGACGGAUUGAAAACAGAGAGAUGAUUAGUUCAUUUCCAGGAACUGAACCAUGAAGUCUUCUUAGGAGAACAAUGAUGGAAUGUUUCACAGUCACCCUUAUGCUGAGUUUCUUUUUCUCAAUAACGUGAAGUUAGUUUUAUUACUGGAUUUUGCAUCCUGUGUAUCCGUCUGCACCUUAGCUGAUGCUCCUGCCCUGUAGUAAGACAAAAAGAAAUGCCACGUACAGAACAGUAGACACAAUCAUUUUUUCGGAUGAAUGUGAAUAUAAAAGUUGGGUUAGCCACUCGCUGGCGGUGGCUCGUAACCCAUAAAUACGGAUUGGAUUGUUUCAGUUCUUAAAGCUCAUGUUUGCUGCUGGAUAGUAAACAAAAUGAACGCUAUGACUUGCUGAAAAGGUAAUAAUAUUAUUUAUGGCCAAUACACAAGAGGCGUCUUCCCAGUGGUACAGAAUCACAGCUAGCCUCGUGAACCCUCGCUGCAACAGAACCCAGCAACUGUGUCAUUGGACUGUUCUCUAACAGACAAAUCUGUUCUAAGCUGUUUACAAGAAAUGUUUAUUUGUUGUUUCCUCUCCCUAUCCCUAACAUUUUGCUGUUUCUUGUGAUAUAUAUUAUAUUUUUUUCUUAUUUAUUAAUACAUAAUCUGUCCAGAUUAGCAUGGUACAGAACAAACUGUGCAUUGAGGGCAUUAAUAAUAGAUGUUCUAUAUUUGUGUAACACUUUAUUGAAUUUUUUUUUGGUUGUUUGUUCUUGCAAAUACUGUGGCCAUAAACAUCAGUUCCGAGAGUCUUUUUUUUUAUUUGGCUGCAUAGCUGUCAGAAUUUGACAUAUUAUCAACAGGAAAUGCAUAUGCAUAGAUUCUAAUGUAAUUGGUUGCAGUGAAUCAAAACAGAUCUGGCACUUAAAGUGAGCCUGACAUCUAAACAAUUUUGGAGACAGGUUUAUAGAGCAUUUAAAAAAACUGUACUGUGGUACCAGCAGAAUUACUAGCAAAUGUAUAGAGUGGAUAAAACAAGUUUAAACUGGCUCCUCAAAAGCAAAUAUGUGUAUUUAAUAUAAACCCUCUCUGGACUGGAUAGAAAUGAAUUUGCAUGUUAGGCCUCUCCCAUAUUUUCAGUUAGAUGACACAACUGCCACCCAUCUCAUGUCUGACUUCUUCUAAAUUUUCUACAAAUUCUGCUAUUACAGUGAAGAUGUAUGUAUGUACGGAUAUAUGUAGAGGGACAGGUGGGGAGAGAGAGAGAGAGAGAGAGAGAGAGAGAGAGAGAGAGAGAGAGAGAGAGAAAAAUGUGUAUAUAUAAAAUGAUGGCAAAGGAAACACUCUACUUAGUAUAUGUAUUAAUAAUUUUUAUUAAAGGUUUUCUAACCUGUGGUCAACAUUGUUUAUACCAUAGUUUGAGUUAGUGCUCAGAGUACAGGAUUCCAAAAGGUAUAUUAUAAAUACAAUUAAACAUAGUAGUCAGUUUUGGGAGUGUGGCAAAUUUGAGGCCUAUUAAGAAAUUGCAGGAUAUGUACCUGAGUGUUAAAGGGACACUGUAGGCACCCAGACCACUUUAGCUCAUUGAAGUGCUAUGGUGCUGUGACCCUUUUGAACUUAGUGCUGCAAUGUAAAACAUUGCAGUUCCAGAGAACUGCAAUGUUUACAUUGCAGCACCAAGUCUACCCUCAAUGGCUGUCUACCAGACAGCCACAGGGGGCGCUUCGGGAACCGUAACAGACUUUUGGUCCGUUAUCUGACGCUGGAGGGCCUCAUGCUUUGGAGGUCCUCAUGCCUCCAGCAUCAGAUCCAACAUUGAUUCAAUGCUUUCCUUUGGGAAGGAAUAAUGUGCACGCUGCAUUUGCCGAGCAUGUGCAUUACAGUUUUGUAUUCCUGGCACUACAGUAUCCCUUUAAGCAACUACAUGUAGAAAAAAAUGAUCACUUCCUGCCAUAUUAACCCUUAAAGGCAUAAUGACUAUCAAUGACACACUUACAUUCUGGUACUUAACGAUAUUAUACCAGCACACAGUGUGCUACUUAUUUAAUAUAGGGAUAAAUAUAAUACUGCUCUGAAAGACUAUUUAAUAUUUUAGCAGAUACUCGAAGGACUAGAUUGUUAUAAUGAUGUAGGCCAACAUUGAUCUGUAAUUAAUUGCUGUUGUUUUUCUUUUGUUUUUUUUGUUACACCAAGUGUCUAGAACCAGACCUUUACUUUUUUUACAUCAGCAUACAGCAAUCCUCAUAAUUCUAGAUAGAUGGUGUUUCUACUUUUGUCUUAUGCAUUGUAGGUCAAGCUGCAAUGCUUCAGCUAGGACUAUAAAUCUUAAUAUUCUCUGUCUAAAAGUGAUUCAGUUGCUAUUUCACAUUACAGCUCAGCCAGACCUGUUCCUGUACAUCUGCUGCUUCUAAAAUGCAGCAACAAAUGAAUUUAUAUCUCAACAAUUAAGUGUAUUAAUAAUAAUUUUCUAUGCCACUUUAGAUGGUUAUUUAUUUAGCGAAAGUCAAACGCUAUGCACCAUAAAAGAAGUAUGAUUAAGUGUGACAGAUUUCACAUUCAUAACGUUCACAAUAUGACUUUUUAAAAGGACAUUGAAAGUACCAUAGCCACUACAGCUUAUUAUAGUGGCUAUGUAUCUUUGAGUCUUUAGUGCUACCUUCAUGUUUUCUGGCUCUCCCAUGCACCAAAUUGUAAAUCUACAUUUCUUUCAAAUGGGUGCCUCCUUCUUAGCUAGGUGUCAUUGAUUGUCACAAGUUCUGCUCUUGGUACCUGACACUAUACAGAGAAAAUGAGGAAUGUAAGAUUACAUUUUUUAUCUUCAUUUGCCAUGUUUGCCCUGUCUUUAACUUUUCUGAACUGGAUUAUGAUUUAAUUUGCUAAAUAUUUACUAUAAUUUUAAAAGAAAAUGCAGAAUCUCAUAACCCCCUCCUCCCCCUCCCCCUCCCCCCCAAAAAAAACCAAACUGUUUAACAUAAGUCAAAGGUGAUUUACUCCCCUGAUUUAUUCAAAGGUAUAAAUCCCAGAGGCGUUACAAUGACCUGUUAGGGUUAAACUCCCUCUUGUGACAGAUUUGGUCUGCAUAAAGUCAACAUCUCCAAAAAUUUAAAAAUGAUAUUGUUUUCAUGAAGCUGAGAAAGCAUGGAAUAUUAUAAAAAACUAAAAUACUGGGUAAAAAAAGGAUUUUAAUCACAUAUUUUAUACUAGCACAAUGGGAAGCUUCUGCAGAAAUAUUUGUAUUUGAUAAGCCUACUUGUAAUGCAAAAGUUAACUUCUAGUUGCUUUAUUAAAGCAGAUCUGUCACUUUCAGGGGUAAUUGCAUAUUUCGCAAAGACCCCUUAAUCUAACCGAUCAGAUGUGAGUGGGGUGGCCGUUGGGUUCACGGUAGGUAGGUUUUACUUAGCUCAGGCUGCUCUUCACAGCCUACACAAUCUUCCUCCUGCUGACCUUUUCUACUCCUGGCGUUUUAGUUGCCAGGAGCCAUGUCGGUGCUGUACAAUUGCAUAUGCACAAGAGUACAACACUGAGGUCUAUGGGGGAUCCUGCAAGAUCGUGGAAGCCUUUAUAGGCAUAACCAUUAUUUGUGAUGGCUGCUGAGACAGGACACACUUUUGUGUGGUUUAGAGAAGAGAACGGUGUAGACAUUCACCAACAUGUUGAACUGUAACAACUUGUAGUCCAGCACCCUAACACCUCUUAUUUUGAAGAAAUUCCAUGUUCAGAGUUGCUUGAGUAACUUCUUAAUGGUCUAAUUGAUUUACACUUGCCUUGAAAACCCCUAAUAUUGGCAUACACAAGACAUCUUUGUCUACAUUUAAAAUAACCCAUAAUAUUCAGUACUUGAUAUAAACUCUUAAAAUCUAGGUUUUAAAAAGCUUCAAACUGAUAAAGAGUGUAAAUAUAAAGUCACAGGUAUGUAGACGAAAACACUGGUUAAAUUGUCCGAAUUAUUUGUUUCUCUUCUGUAUAUGCCAUAUACAGUCUAUCCAUUUUUCAUUUUUACUAUCUAGGAUUUUGUUCUGGUUUUAUACUUCCAUUGAAAGUUGAACCAAAGUUAAAAACAAAAUAUAUAUCCAACCAAGAAAAUUCAUACAAUUAAUUGAAGAACUGGUCCUCUACUGAUGUGUAGUAGAGCGUUGGGAAUAUGCAGCAUAAAUUAUAUAGGAGGAAAAAAAUAUGUGCAGACAUGCAGCUUCAUGGGUAAUCUCACAAUCACUGUCCUGUGCCCACAAGCCCAUUGUUUACAUUACUUACGACUUGCUACAUUUUUGUAAACGGAAUGUUCUAUAUACCCAAGUAAAAAGUCAUAUAAAGUAAACAGCCACAGUCUUCUGUUCUUGACAAAAGAUAUAGCAUAUAUAUAUAUAUAUAUAUAUAUAUAUAUAUAUAUAUAUAAUGGAUGGUUCUGUGAUGGUGUUUCUUCCAAUGUACUCUAUUAACUCAGUUUGCUAUAAAUGAGUAUUAAUUGCAUAAUGUAAAUGAUUUACUUCAUAAAGCCAUUUUAUACUGCUUAAUCAUAGAGGUUUUUUUCUCACUAAAUUGUGAAUUCUACAGAAUUGACCACAACAUUACAUAUUUUAGUACAGAAUGGUUGAGUAGGAAAUGCUAUCACUUCAGCUUUUAUGACUUAAAAUGUGAAAUUAUUUUGUCAUUUCUCAAUUUUUCUACUUUAAAGGGAUACUCUAGUCACCAGAACUACUACAGCCUAAUGUGAUACUUCUGGGACAAAGAGAUUGCCCCUGCAGGCUGAGCAUAGUAAACACUGCCAACAUAGAUUGUCUGAUGUUCAGCGUUUACAUACUCUGCUCGGAGACACUGAAAGCUCCCCAUAGAGCUAGCUGCAUUGACUCAAUUCAUCUUUGUGAGAAGAUGCUGAUUGGUUGCAGCAUGGUGAUUUCUGCGCAGGUGCAAUAGCCCCCAAAUUAGAUUGGAUGAGAUCAUCAAUUUUGAUGAUUGCAGCCAGCAGAGGUGGGCAGCAUGGUGAGACUGGCGCUCCAGAAGUAAAAAGUAAGUAAAUACUUUUUUAGAAUUUUUUAGUCGGGGGGACAAUAGUCCAAAUAGUUGGUAUAACAUUAUAGCUUUAGGAAUUCAAGCUUGUUUUCUUAGCGCUAGAUAGUUUUUUUUUUGUUGUUUUUUUUAAUGAAUAAACCAAUCUAAACCACUUACAAGGGUAUACAAAAAUCCAAGGAAUUACAACAGAAUUUUCUCAAAAUGUCUGCGUGAGAGAUAUUGUCCUUUUUGUGACUAAGUAUUUUUGCUUAACAUUUGAAAUUCUGAGGUCAACAAUAAUUGUAAAGCCAAUCAUUGGCUGUUUAAUCAGUGCUGUAUACAUUUGUUCUUACAAAAAAUUAAUUUGAGCGCAUUAGCUGUUAAACUAACCAGCAUAUAAAAUCUAAGUAGUAAAAGCUCUGAGAUAUUCACAUGCCAUAUCACUGGAUUAAAGUAAGAUUUAUAAAACACAAAUAGUAGAACUUCUGCAAAUAUUCCUGUCUUACGUGAUCAAAUCAUAUUUUUGUACUUCAUUUAUAUUUCAGUGUGGUAUUUUUUAUUUGUUUUUGCUGUGUAUUAUGUAUCAUUACAUAAUAUUCCAAUUUUCCACAGUAUGAUGUUCUAGAACUAAAAGCCUGGUGAUUGUAAGGUAGAGGGCACAAUAAAUGGAGCACCGUGAAUUCUCUUUGCACUUUCCAAAUACAAUGAAAAGGUACUAUAGUGAAGGUGCAUAUUAUCAGUUAUACAGAUGCAAAUGUCCAACUUUACGAGUGUGUGCAUGUUUAUUAAAUCUAAAAAGAUAUACACACACUUAAUAACUCAUUUCAUAUUGUUAUGUAUUUUGAAAUGCUUAGAAAAUGCAUUUAUAAUUUAUGUAGUUGAAAUUAAACUGAAUAAAAUG